Molecule: messenger RNA, 738 nt
Organism: Penicillium taxi
Lineage: Eukaryota; Fungi; Ascomycota; Eurotiomycetes; Eurotiales; Aspergillaceae
Exons: 3
Coding region: 1-738 (245 amino acids)
Biological process (GO): attachment of spindle microtubules to kinetochore
Cellular component (GO): DASH complex; spindle microtubule
Source: RefSeq, a predicted model, not a curated record
AUGGCUCUCCUUGAAUCCCAUCUGGAGCAAAUUUCUCUCUCCUCGAAUGCUAUCGCUAAUCUACCGUUCCCUCCUCCCCGAAUCUUCACAAACGCGCUACUAGGCUCUCACGACAUCACUUCCUUGAUCCGUGAUACUGAAUCUCAUGAACGAGCUUUGUUUCAAGUUGACCCAGCCGCCAAACCCCAUGGAUCGCAACGGCGUGCCACCCGACGCGGAACUAUGUUUCCCACAGAGCCCGAGAACGAGACCAUGGCCAGUCGAAUCUACUCUGCAAGAAACAAGAGCAACCAGUCUGCAGUAGCCCGUGUGCUUGGAUCAGACAUGAUGGAAGAAAUAAAGCGGUCGACUGGCACGUCUACUCGCGGUCCCCGCGGUGAAGUCAACAUCGAAGUCUUGCUCCGUGGCGCGGAAAAGCUAUGCAAAGUCUACCCGGUUGCUGGUGCACAAGAAAAGAUUGCCACAUUGCGCUAUCGUCACGAAAUAGCUACCGAAUCUAUUGCUCAGCUAGAAGAUCGUGUCGCGACCAACACUGCAGAGUUAGAGAACAUGAGGCAAUCAUACGAAGACGAUGAUCAAUAUGCACCUGCUACUGUACCGCGGUCAGACAUUCCCGAAGUUACUGACGAAGAUAUCGAGCAGGAAUUGGCUGAAAUCAGACAUCUGGAACGGAGAAAGCGAGAAUUGGAAGCUCGAGCCACUGGCAUGGAGCGUGAUCUUGGUGGGCUCGUCGGUUGA